Messenger RNA from Durusdinium trenchii, 396 nucleotides. The record is from the annotation of a GenBank genome assembly. Lineage: Eukaryota; Dinophyceae; Suessiales; Symbiodiniaceae.
AUGUAUUACUGUUCUCACCUUUUUCAGAAAAAACAUGAAGCCGUGCCGAGGCAGACCCAUGGUGAGAGGACAGUGAAAUUGGCAAGCCGUCCAUCUUCCGCCGGUCGCCUGGCCGGGGAGGCCUGUCAGUACUUGAAGCAUUACGAGGCGGAGCGCGCCGGCGGCUACCCCCAGGUUCAGCGUCCCUCGCUGUUGGCUUACGCCGAGUACAAGGACCGGGUUAGAAGCAGCUGCUCGAAAGUGGCGCAGGCCCAUGGUGAGAGGACAUUGAAAUUGGCAAGCCGUCCAUCUUCCGCCGGUCGCCUGGCUACUCUUCCGGGCCAGACGCUGCCAGUCCAUGGUGUCAAGACCAUCGUCCCAACUUCCAAGGUGGAAAUUCCACUACCUCGUCUCUGA